Molecule: messenger RNA, 801 nt
Organism: Giardia duodenalis
Lineage: Eukaryota; Fornicata; Diplomonadida; Hexamitidae
Product: Phospholipid-binding copine family protein
Exons: 1
Coding region: 1-801 (266 amino acids)
Source: RefSeq, a predicted model, not a curated record
AUGGGGUCCUCUGCAUCUCUUGCCAAGGCAUUUAAAAUUAACAGUGGGGGAUAUAAUACGUACGAGCAGUUUAUUAGCGCUGUUAGAGAUGCUAAAAUAGAGUGUGCUCGCUUUGUGGUGGCUGUUGAUUUCAGCCGGUCCAACAUUAGUAGGGGUCAGAAGGACCCCAAAAGGGGCGCAAGCCUUCAUAGCUCGAAGGACAUAUAUGGGAAUGUAAUCCCAAACGAUUAUAGAUACGCUCUAGAGAAGCUCAUCGAGGUCAUACAGCUCUUUGACUCUGAAACAGAGAUCAAGUUCCUCACCUUCGGGAUGAAAAAGAAGCUGACCGCCGAGCAGAUCUCUGUCGAUGACCUUGUAAAGCAUUAUGAUGUCAUGACUGCAGAGUUCUUUUCACGGAUUGAAGCCAACGCAGAAGCGGAGAGCAGCACCAUCGCCCCAGUUAUAUAUGAAACAAUCAAGGACACAGUGAAAAAUAAGGACUACCAGAUUCUCAUUAUCCUCACGGAUGGAGACCUCACAGAUAUCGGUCGAGAUGCACAGGCUAUCAUAGACGCCAGUAACUUCUCCAUUUCCAUAAUUGCACUAGGCAUCGGAAUCGGGCCUUUCACAUCUUACAGCGAGUUUGAUAACGUCCUUUUCCAGAGAAGAUUUGAUAACUUUAAUUUUGUCAAUUUAUCAGAACUUCUACGAACAAAGGAGCGAGCAGACGAACCACCCUUGAAUGCACGGGAUUUUGCAAGAAUAAUCUUAUCAGAAUGCCCCGCCCAGUAUCGCGACAUCCGGGAGUUGAACAUAGUUUAG